This is a messenger RNA of Lecanosticta acicola, 3276 nucleotides long. NCBI's taxonomy places the organism in Eukaryota, Fungi, Ascomycota, Dothideomycetes, Mycosphaerellales, Mycosphaerellaceae. The record is from the annotation of a GenBank genome assembly.
AUGGAGGGCGCCUUCACGCAGGUCGGUAACCACCUCGUCGGCGACUCGGCUUCCGCGAUCAACGAGGGCGACGAUAUCUCCACUCUCGACGCCGGCGAGAGCGCUCUGGACAGCGAGUAUGGCCGCAGCAACCUGAACGGCGGUCCCCGAAGGAGACGAGUCGGCGAUGAUGAUGAGACGGAUGUGUACGAUGAUGACGACCUUGAGUCGCUCGCCAGCCAUGCGGUCAACGGUGCCAAUGGACAGGCCGCCCCGGCGCAAGAGGAGGAAGUCGAGCUGCCGCCGCACGCCUGUUCCUAUUGUGGUAUUCACAACCCAAGCUCUGUCGUCAAGUGCCUGUCCUGUUCCAAGUGGUUCUGCUCUGCGCGUGGAAACACGUCCUCGAGCCAUAUCAUCAACCACUUGGUUCGCGCGCGGCACAAGGAGGUGCAGCUGCACCCGUCUUCCCCAUUGGGAGACACGACACUGGAGUGCUACAACUGCGGUACCAAGAACGUCUUCCUACUGGGGUUCAUUCCUGCCAAGAGCGACACUGUCGUCGUGCUUCUCUGCCGUCAGCCAUGUGCAGCGAUGCCCAGUAGCAAAGACAUGAAUUGGGACACCUCCAAGUGGCAGCCUCUUAUCGAAGACCGUUCAUUCCUUCCUUGGUUGGUGAACGCGCCAACUGAUCAGGAGCAGAUGCGUGCUCGCCAUCUCCCGCCACAGAUGAUUGCCAAAUUGGAAGAAAUGUGGAAAGACAACAGCAGUGCGACUAUUCAGGAUUUGGAGAAGGGAACUGGAGUGGACGACGAGCCUGCUCCCGUCUUGAUGCGCUAUGAUGACGCGUAUCAAUAUCAGAACGUCUUCGGUCCGCUUGUCAAGAUCGAGGCAGACUACGACCGGAAGCUGAAGGAAGCCCAAAGCCAAGACAACUUGAUUGUGCGCUGGGACUAUGGCUUGAAUAACAAGCACCUCGCUUCGUUUGUCCUGCCAAAGCUCGAACUGGGAGAUGUCAAGCUAGCUGUUGGCGAUGAAAUGCGUCUCAGAUACACUGGCGAACUGCGGCCACACUGGGAAGGUGUUGGAUAUGUCAUCAAGAUCCCCAACAAUCAGAGCGACGAGGUAACGAUUGAACUGCGAGCUAGAGGCGACCACAAGUCUGUACCCACCGAGUGUACGCACAACUUCACCGCAGACUACGUCUGGAAAGCCACCUCUUUCGACCGGAUGCAGCAUGCCAUGAAGACAUUUGCUCUGGAUGAGAUGUCAGUCUCGGGCUACAUCUUUCACCGUCUGCUCGGACAUGAGGUCGCUGCAGCGCCGAUGAAGGUCCAAAUGCCGCGCAAAUUCAGUGUGCCCAACUUACCGGACCUCAACGGUUCUCAGAUUCAGGCUGUCAAGUCAGUUCUGCAGAAGCCAUUGAGUCUGAUUCAAGGUCCACCUGGCACUGGAAAGACGGUCACGUCCGCCACGAUUAUUUAUCACCUGUCUAAGCUCAACGGUGGCCAGGUCCUCGUGUGCGCCCCGUCCAACGUGGCUGUCGAUCAGCUCUGUGAACGCAUCCACAUCACCGGUCUGAAGGUUGUCCGUGUUACUGCCAAAUCUCGAGAGGAUGUGGAGUCCAACGUCGGCUUUUUGUCUCUGCACAGACAGGUCCAGAUGAAUGACACCAACGUCGAACUGGCGAAGCUCAACCAGCUUAAGGCUGAGCUUGGCGAACUCUCUAGUCAGGACGAGAAGAAGUUUAAGACCCUCACACGUGCUGCUGAGCGGGAGAUCUUGCAGAAUGCAGAUGUCAUCUGCUGCACUUGUGUGGGCGCUGGCGACCCGAGACUGGCCAAAUUGAAGUUCCGCACGGUCCUCAUUGACGAGAGCACGCAGUCGGCAGAGCCGGAGUGCAUGAUUCCAUUGGUGCUCGGCUGCAAGCAAGCUGUACUCGUUGGAGACCACCAGCAAUUGGGACCCGUCAUCAUGAACAAGAAGGCCGCCAAGGCUGGCCUGAACCAGUCCCUUUUCGAGCGGCUCGUCAGCUUGGGGUCUUCACCCAUCCGUCUUCAGGUACAAUAUCGUAUGCAUCCUUGCCUCUCGGAGUUCCCAUCCAACAUGUUCUACGAAGGGUCUCUGCAGAACGGCAUCACCAUGCAACAGCGCUUGAGGAAGGACGUGGACUUCCCGUGGCCGGUAGCCGACAACCCGAUGAUGUUCUGGUCGAACCUGGGUAACGAGGAAAUCAGCGCUUCUGGAACAUCCUACUUGAAUCGUACCGAGGCACAGAAUGUGGAGAAGAUCGUGACACGAUUCUUCAAAGCCGGUGUUAGUCCCGCAGCCAUUGGCAUUAUCACGCCAUACGAGGGACAGCGCUCUUAUGUUGUGCAAAGUAUGCAGCAGACAGGCACAUUCAAGAAAGACCACUACAAGGAGAUUGAAGUUGCUUCGGUGGAUGCUUUCCAGGGGAGAGAGAAAGAUUUCAUCGUGCUGUCUUGCGUUCGAAGCAACGACCAUCAGGGCAUCGGCUUCUUGAGUGACCCGCGGCGGCUUAACGUUGCUCUGACUCGUGCCAAGUACGGUCUGGUAAUUUUGGGCAAUCCAAAAGUACUUAGCAAGCAUCCGUUGUGGCACUACCUCUUGCUACACUUCAAGGAACGCAAUUGCUUGGUCGAAGGCCCACUGAACAACCUACAAGUGUCUUUGCUCCAAUUUAGCCGGCCUAAGACCUCCUACCGUGGACCACAGCGCUACCAGAUGGCGUAUCAGCACGCCAACCACAUGGCUGCUGCCACCGGAAAUCGCAUGAACGGCCGACGAGAUGGGCCACCCGGAGCUGACAACGGAAGCAUCAUCGGCUACAUUCCCGAUGAUGUGUCUUCGGUGCACUCUUCCGCUCUCGGUGGUGCUGCGCUGCCCAGCCAGUACCCGCCGAUGUUCCAAGGGUUUCAAGAGGCUUGGCCUACUCUCUCAGGCCCUCAGCGCAAUGGUACGAUUGGCGAAAAGACUCACGCUCCUCCCGAGUCUGUGGCUGGCGAGAGCGUUGCUGCGAGUGAGAUCACGGACGUUACUACGAAUGGCACGUCCAAGCCUGGACACGGCGGCGUAAGCUUGGCGGGCCUCAGUAUCAAUGACCUGAACAAGCAGGCGUCGCUUUCCCAGUCUGACAAACUUCGUCGGUACGUCGAAGCUCAAGGUGCACCACAGCCUCCGAUCGGUGCUGGAAGAGCCCGACCACAGCACCUGGAUGAAGAUGCCCAGAGCGUCAGUACUGCCUUUGCAAGCCAAGUCGGUGGUGGUGGGUAUGACUGA